CAGAAUAUUGACGGGUGCACAUGAUCGAAUCAACUGUACAAAUUGGACUGCCGCCGAGCGCCGACUUACAUGCACUAGAUUGGGAAUUUUUUCAAUAGCACAGGGAUGGAUUGAACGGGUCAUUGUAGGAAAAGAGUAACAUCGGUGUCGGAAUUCUUUAAAAUUUCCCCAAAAGGACGAUUCUGAGAAAUAAGACAGCUGUUCAAGAGUCGGUGUGGGAUGGCCGUUGGAGGAGGAGGAAAGUGGGUCUGUUUCGUCUGCUUCGCUUGACAAAAUUGUAGGGCUGCUCGGUGUUUGAUAUUGAUCGCUUAAUUUUGUUGUGUUUUUGUUUUUGGCUUUGGGAUUACCGAAUUUCUCAAGAUCAAAUGGGAUGUCCAAAAGAAAGAUAUGAAGAGCUUAAGCUACACGAGUCCUUAACAAAUCAAAGCUGCUCUCGUUACCCAUUGGCCUGCAAGGAGCUGGCAUUUAUCCUCAGAAAAGCCUACUCUAAAGCCCCAAAAAAUCUGCAAUCUUUGCUCUUCCAGGACACCCUCGAUGCCUUCCGCCUCCUCCCACAGGUACAGUCGCAAAAUGCCAUCUCAGCAGCUAAUCUCCUCCUCCAGAAUGCCGAGUCUACUCUUCCAAAACAAAAGAAGGUGUUGGCAGUCACAGAAUUCAAACAUGCCAUCGUAUCUUCUAAGAGGCGUAAUAAAGCCCAACAAGAGGAAGAAGGCCCAUGCCAGUUUCCUGAAGAUAUCCUUAUACAUGUCUUCAGUUACUUAGAUUUGCAGUCUUUAGUUUCAGCUGCAAUGGUCUGCAGGUCAUGGAGUUCUGCAGCAUGUGACAACCAUCUAUGGGAGUCACUGUAUGUCAACUUCUUUGGUGGUUCUGAUAAAUACACUGAUACGGUAACUGGAAGUGACAUCUGUAUCAGAGAAAACUUCAAGAGAGUGUAUCAAGAAGUAUCGUCGAAGAAAGUUGCACCAUACAGGGGCUACUGUUGGCACUGUAGUUCAAUAGUGUGGCUCACCGACACUAGAUGUUAUAAUACACAUAUUGGACGAGAUUGCACAAAUCCCAAAGUUAUUCCAGUUUCAAUGGCUCAGAUUGUUGACUACGUAUUGUACGAUUCUCUUCCAUCAGAGUCUUCUUCAGACAGUAGUGAUACUGAUAUAGAUGACCUGUGUGUUCUUAAGAUGUGGGCGUAUGCCAAGUAAAUCGGCCAACCUCUUCUGUGGCAGUACAGACAUAAUAGAAGGUGAAUGUAUAUUUUUUGACAACAGAAUGGUGAAUAAUUAAAUUCUUAAUCCCAUUCGUACCUUCAUACUAGGACCUUCGUUGCUAUAUUGGGUCUGUAAAUGGAACAUUAUCAGAUUGUGGUGCAUGUGAUUAGUAAUACAUGAUCUCUCAGUUCCUUCA
Coffea eugenioides is the source of this 1398-nucleotide messenger RNA. RefSeq names its product F-box protein At5g52880. Bases 366 to 1196 code for a protein of 276 amino acids. NCBI's taxonomy places the organism in Eukaryota, Viridiplantae, Streptophyta, Magnoliopsida, Gentianales, Rubiaceae. Gene Ontology annotation, molecular function: protein binding. The record is from RefSeq and is a predicted model, not a curated record. The transcript has 6 exons.